Molecule: messenger RNA, 2720 nt
Organism: Echinops telfairi (small Madagascar hedgehog)
Lineage: Eukaryota; Metazoa; Chordata; Mammalia; Afrosoricida; Tenrecidae
Gene: MAPK8IP2
Product: mitogen-activated protein kinase 8 interacting protein 2
Exons: 13
Coding region: 1-2034 (677 amino acids)
Biological process (GO): regulation of JNK cascade
Cellular component (GO): cytoplasm
Molecular function (GO): protein binding
Source: RefSeq, a predicted model, not a curated record
AUGUGGGGAGGGGGCUGGCUUCUGGGUGUAGACCAGUUGGCUCCUCAGGACAUAAGCCUGGAGGAGUUUGAUGAUGAAGAUUUGUCUGAAAUCACUGAUGACUGUGGCCUGGGCCUCAGCUACGACUCGGACCACUGUGAGAAGGACAGCUUCUCCCUGGGGCGCUCGGAGCAGCCACACCCCAUCUGCUCCUUCCAGGAUGACUUCCAGGAGUUUGAGAUGAUCGAUGACAAUGAGGAGGAGGAGGAGGAGGAGCAGGAGGAGGAGGAGGAGGAGGGAAACGGGGAGGAAGGAGGCUUCCAGGACUCCAAUGCUUCUGUCUCUGAGACCCUGAUCCCCUGCCCUUCCUCCAAUGAGCCCCACAAGCACCGGCCCACCACACUCCAUCUGACUGCCCUGGGAGCCCAGGACUCCCUGAACAACAAUGGGGCCCUCAACCCUGCUUCCAUAGCCUCCUGGCCAGAGACCCUGCGUUCCCCGCCCCAGGAACCCCUCCCAGAGCCCCUCGGCGGCGGCAGCGCCCUCCCGCCUACGGACACGGGUCCCCGCAGGGCCCAGUCCCCUGCCUGCGCAGGCUGGGACAGCGAGGGGAACCGGCCCGCGGCGCCUGGCGGGGCCUCGCCCUCCUCGGACCCGGGCAUCGAGGCCGACCUGCGGAGCGGCUCCAGUGGGGGCCGCGGCGGUCGGCGGAGCAGCCAGGAGCUGUCCACGCCCGGCUCGGACUCGGAGGAUGCGGGCGGCGCGCGCCUGGGCCGCAUGAUCUCGUCCAUCUCCGAGACGGAGCUGGAGCUGAGCAGCGACGGCGGGGGCAGCAGCAGCAGCGGCCGCUCGUGGCAUCUCACCAACUCCAUUGAGGAGGCCUCGUCGCCCGAGGCCGAGCCCGAGGCCGAGCCCGAGCCGCCGCGCCGGCCCGCCUUCCUGCCCGUGGGCCCCGACGACACCAACAGCGAGUACGAGUCAGGGUCCGAGUCGGAGCCUGACCUCAGCGAGGACGCCGACUCGCCCUGGCUGCUCAGCAACUUGGUGAGCCGCAUGAUCUCCCAGGGCUCCUCGCCCAUCCGCUGCCCCGGCCAGUGCCUGUCGCCGCGGCCGCCCGGGGAGCCCCACACGCAGCUGGAGCUGGUGAGCCUGCGGCGCUGCGCCGGCCUGGGCCAGGCCAGCGAGGAGGACAGCGACAGCGAGGCCAGCGAGGAGGAGGUGGGCCCUGGGCUGCUGGGCAGCAGCGGCAGCGGAGAUCUUGAAGAUGCCUCCCCGGACAGCCCAGACCUCACCUUCUCCAAGAAGUUUCUCAAUGUCUUUGUCAACAGCACUUCUCGGUCCUCCAGCACUGAGUCCUUCGGACUUUUCUCCUGCCUGGUGAAUGGGGAGGAGCGAGAGCAGACCCACCGCGCGGUGUUCAGGUUCAUCCCUCGCCAUCCGGACGAGCUGGAGCUGGACGUGGACGACCCAGUGUUAGUGGAGGCCGAGGAGGAUGACUUCUGGUCCCGCGGCUUCAACAUGCGGACGGGAGCUUGGGGGAUCUUUCCCGCCUUCUACGCUCAUGCGGUGCCGGGCCCUGCCAAGGAUCUCAUGGGGAGCAAGCGGAGCCCCUGCUGGGUGGACCGAUUUGAUGUGCAGUUCCUGGGCUCUGUGGAAGUACCUUGUCACCAAGGCAAUGGCAUCCUGUGUGCGGCCAUGCAAAAGAUUGCCACGGCCCGGAAGCUGACUGUGCACCUGCGUCCUCCUGCGUCCUGUGACCUCGAGAUCUCUCUUCGGGGGGUCAAGCUGAGUCUGAGUGGUGGGGGUCCUGAGUUUGAGCGCUGCAGUCACUUCUUCCAGAUGAAGAACAUCUCAUUCUGUGGCUGCCACCCCCGCAACAGCUGCUACUUCGGCUUCAUCACCAAGCACCCCCUGCUGAGCCGCUUCGCUUGCCACGUGUUCGUCUCCCAGGAGUCCAUGCGGCCAGUGGCGCAGAGUGUGGGCCGCGCCUUCCUGGAGUACUACCAAGAGCACCUGGAGUAUGCCUGUCCCACCGAAGACAUUUACCUGGAGUAGCUGCGCCCCUACUUGCUCUGCCUGCCUAACCUACUCCAGGCGCAGCAGCGCUGGAGGGGUGGGUGGGUAGGGGUGUGUGUGGUGUCACAGGCCAGGAGGCUUCAGCAAGGACUAAAUUAGGGGCGUGAAUUUAGGGGCCCUAAUGUUUGCAGGGAAACCAAGAACUCCUCCCUCCUCCUUGUUCCCCAGACAGGGCCUGUGGGGGCUAUAGGAGAGAGGGCCCCCAGCCCACUCUUUCUUCCCCUCUGACACAGCCUUCCUUGGUGUCACCCUGUCCUCGUCUGCCCCUUGAUCUCUGACCCCCGUUUUUUCCUGCGUCCAUCUGGCCCCUCUCUGUGCCUGCCCUCUUCGACUUGGGCCCAGACAAGGAGGUGAGGGAAGGUGAGGCUUCCAACUGAACCAUUGCCCCCCAUCAUUUAUAAAGAAAUUUUAAUUUUUAUAGACUCUGGGGGCCCUCCUGCCCUUGAUCACAGAGACAGAGAGGCCCCCUACUGCCCCACCCGGAGCUCAGGGACCGCAGAGAGGGUCCCCAGGAGAGCCUUGGGGCCUAGAAGAGGCUCUCAGAGGAGGGUGCCCUGGGCCUGUCCGCUUUGCGCUGCUAACACCCCGGUCCUAUGCACCUGUAUCUGCUCCUAUGCUGUACGUGGGCCCCCCACUCCAGCCUCAAUAAACUCCUCUUGGUGUGA